AUGAAUAGGUUAUUACUUCAUAAAAGGUAUUAUAGUAUACCGUGGAAAUUAAUAGAUAAUGUGACAAAAUUGGAUCGUGCAAGGGCAUGUUCAUGUAUAAAAUUCCCUCAAGAUGCUCCAAUUGAUUUAAGUGGUGAUUUAAAUUAUACAAGUGCAAUACCAUCAAAACAUAUAAUGUGUUUGACUACCAAAGAUAAUAAAAUGGAAGAAUUCAAUUCUAAAAUAGAAGAUUGGAAAGGUACAUUAGCUUUUGAAAUGCAAAAAUUCAAAAAAUUAUAUCAAGAUCAAAGAGUACUGAUAUCUAGUAUUGUUUUUGAAAAUCAUCAAAAGAUUUUAAAAAGAUUUUCUUUAAAAGAAGGUUCAGAUCAACAGUUGGUGUUUUUAUAUCCUGAUAAUAUUGCUAUUAGAUUUAAUUUGAGAAAUACUUAUGAAUUUAUAAUCAAAUACUUAUAUAAAGAACAAAUUCAAGAUGUUUACAACCCAUUUAAACCACAAAUUAAAGAAAAGAAAUUAAAUAUCUCGAUAGAUAUUAAUUCAAUCGAUUCUAAUUUAUUUCAAGAAUUUGAAAUUGGUAAGGAUCUAGUUUUAACUUGUGGACAUGCUAAACGUGAUAUUAGAUGUGGAAUUAUGGGUCCAAUUCUACAAAAUGAAUUCACUUCUAGGUUGAAGAAAGAUUAUAUUAAUUCAGUUUAUAAUGGUCAAAUAACUCAUAUUGGUGGUCAUAAAUAUGCUGGUAAUGUAUUAUAUUAUCCUAAAGAAACUUCAAGUCCGAAGGAUUUCAUAUGGUAUGGAAGAGUAUUUCCGGAAGAUGUCGACGAUAUAAUUAAGGAAACUGUGGUAAAUAAAAAAAUAAUUAAAGAAUUAUUUAGAGGUCCCAUUGGUAAUUAUAUGAAACAUUAA
Molecule: messenger RNA, 900 nt
Organism: Insectozyma verbasci
Lineage: Eukaryota; Fungi; Ascomycota; Pichiomycetes; Serinales; Debaryomycetaceae
Source: the annotation of a GenBank genome assembly